Anguilla anguilla (European eel) is the source of this 2008-nucleotide messenger RNA. RefSeq names its product methyltransferase like 17 (gene mettl17). NCBI's taxonomy places the organism in Eukaryota, Metazoa, Chordata, Actinopteri, Anguilliformes, Anguillidae. The record is from RefSeq and is a predicted model, not a curated record. Gene Ontology annotation, cellular component: mitochondrial small ribosomal subunit. The transcript is spliced from 14 exons. Gene Ontology annotation, biological process: translation. Gene Ontology annotation, molecular function: structural constituent of ribosome; methyltransferase activity. Bases 230 to 1591 code for a protein of 453 amino acids.
GUGACGGCCCGACUUCUGGUCACAGACAAGUAGUGCAGGCUAAGGGAUUCCCACGUUAAGAAGAUAUAUAGUUUUGUCAACUGUAGUUUGAAACUGUGUCAUCUAUACUGAAUACUAUUAUUGGAACUACUACGCUUAUGACAACUUUACUCAACCUAGACAUGAAAACAGAAAGGGAGGAGAAUAUUCCGUAAUCAGUUAUCCACUCGCGCGAGUCUUUCAGCCAGAGAUGGCAGCGCUCAGGGGUCGUUGCUUUUACGUCUUCUGUCAGCAACCGAUUAUACAGAAGACUAAUAACAGAUGGCAGAGUGUGGCGGCAAGUCUUCAGAUGCAAGACUUCCUAAAUGGCGCCCCCCACAGGAAGCACCCAGGUGUGACGGCCUUGAAAAGCAUAUCCCUUCCAGAGGACCUGCAGAGAGCUGCCUUGUCUGUCAUACAUGGGGCAACAAUGAGCAGGCUGGCUGACAGGUCACACAGACUCACCAAUUUCCUGUGGAGCAGGCAGAGGCAGACGGAAGACUCGGCGCUGCGGAAGAAGGCAAUCACUCUGGAGAAAAUCUUCCGGGAAAGAGAGAAGGAGAGAGACAGAGAUGGAGACCCCCAAUUUCUGGAGACUCAAAUUCAGAAGAAGGUUUUGUCAGAACUGAAGAAAUCGACGUAUCACUGGACUCCACUGAGGUAUGAUGAGGACGUUGCCAUGGUGUACUUGGCUGCCAGGGUUGCCGGGGGUUACGCCGCUGUGAGGAGAGCUCUGAACGAGAUUAAGAAGAGAGAUGCGACUUUCUCUCCUCACUCUCUGCUGGACUUUGGGUCCGGUGUGGGAACGGUUCUGUGGGCGACACACACGCUGUGGGGUGACUCUCUGGGGGAGGCUGUAUGUGUGGACAGCUCUGGGGCCAUGAACUCACUGGCAGACCGGCUACUCAGAGGAGGCAUCGACACCGGAGAUCCCAUGAUCAAACAGGUCUACUUUCGGCAGUUCCUCCCUGUCUCUCCGAAGGUGCAGUUUGACCUGGUGGUGAGUGCAUUCUCUCUGUCAGAGCUGGCCUCCCAGAAGGAGAGGAGGGAGACUGUCCGUACACUGUGGAGAAAGACACACUCCUACCUGGUGCUGGUGGAAAAUGGGACAAAAGAUGGCCAUCAGAUUCUCAUGGAGGCCAGAGACACACUUCUAAUGGAAGAAGAUAAGGUGACCUUUGACUACAGGAGACCGGCUGUGUUUGCCCCGUGCCCACACCAGUUGACCUGCCCCAAACUGAAACAGCACCCCCUGCUGCCCUGCAACUUCCCCCAGCCCUACCGCCCCCUACCGCUGCAUGGGAGCGCCGAUCGUGAAAUAGAAAGGUUCAGUUACAUGAUUCUGACACGGGCGGGGCCAGGGGCGGGGCCAGACUGGGCGCGGCUGACGGGCCCAGUGCUCCGCAGGUCCCAACACGUCCACUGCCAGCUGUGCUGCAGCGACGGAGAGCUCAGACGGGUCGUCGUGACUGCCCACCGAAACGGCAGAGAUAUGUACCGCUGUGCCAGAAACAGUGAUUGGGGUGAUCGCCUGCCAAUCAUCCAGGCAGAGGAACACACCCCUGCAGAAUGAGGAGCCAAUCAGAACGUACCGCAGUGCAAAAGACUUUACUUUCAAAACUCUGCCUUCACCCCCACUCCCAGUUACCCAGUCAGAGAAAGACACUGGCCUGUUCCUUUAGGUAACCAAUCAGGGGCAGCCAGGGGAGUGAGGCUGGGUGAGACAGGGAGCCGGCCUGCAGGGCUCUUUCGCAGCGCCACCUGCUGGAGUGGAGGAUAACCUGAGGCAAGGGGGCAGAGUAUGUUCAGGAUGUCCCAUGUUGGGAGGUUAUAUUCCUGACUUCCCGUCAUGUCACUUUCCAUACACGCAGACACACAAACACACACACAUGCACACUCACUCCUGCUUUCUACUGACAUCACAGUCCACAGCUCAACUGUUUCACUCUUGUGUGUGUGAACAACCAAUUAAAUGUGCAUAUAAAUAUGA